AUUUUAGGAACCUUGAACGAUUUAUUGUGUGACCACAGAAAAAGACCUUCAAAAACAAACAUGUCUGCGCACGGAGGAGUGUGCUCACGAUUAUAACGGGUGAUUUCAGGUUAUUUUAUUAGGUUUCCAGAAAGAAUGUCUACCCCAGGGAAAGGAGCAACGAAGAAAGAAAAAAAGAAACCCAUACCAGUGAAAACUUCACUGAAUAGCCCAUACAGCACUCACUGGAGUCCACUGGAAAGAGAACACAAGCAUUUCAUACUGAACACACUUAAAGGCAAACUAUCCGCUGUCGGGCUUCAGAAACAACGAAGCAGAGGGAGGUCAAGAAAAAAGGGAUCAAAACCCACUGAGGACCAGAAACCCGCUCCUGACCCGGCAGGGAGAGUACAGACCCCCUCUAAGCCCACCGAGCCGUGCUGGACCAACCCGGCCGUGAGGAAACAGCUGGCCGUCGGCAUCAACGAGGUCACCAAAGGCCUGGAGAGGAAUGAACUGAGUUUGGUGCUCGUGUGUAAUUCAGUAAGGCCAGCACACAUGACGUGCCAUUUAAUCCCGCUGAGUAAAACGAGGUCGGUGCCCGCGUGUCAGGUGCCCAGUCUGAGCGAGAGUCUCGCGGGGCUGCUGGGUCUCAAGUGCGUCCUGGCGCUGGGAUUCAGACGCGGCGCCGAGGUGUUCGAGGAAGUGGUCCGCGCGAUCACACCCGUGGUCCCGCCGCUCAGAGUGGCUUGGAUUCCGACGGAUUCAACAGCGAAAGCCGAGGAAAAGCUGGCCGACACGUUAAAGGGGCAGAAGAGGAAAUUAGAAGACAUGUCGGAUGAAGCCACUGGCGCUUCGCCUUUAAACCUCCAGCCACUGAAAGUGAAGAAAAUCAUCCCGAAUCCUACGAAAAUCAAAAAACCCAAAAAGAAAGGAAAGCAAAAGUGCUUAUCAAGUGUUUAACAUGUGUUCUAUGAAUGCAGGUUACUAUAUAGUGUGUUUGGACAGAUGUGUGUAUUGUUUAGUAUUUUCAUAGGUUAAUCUGAUGGACAUGAAGAGGAAAAGGACCGAGAGGAAUUAUGUUUUGUAUCUUGGAUGCUUUUAUUCAGUCAAAUAUCCAUGCUGGUAUACCUUGGAUGUAUAUUUUUGACAAUCAGAUAUUUGGGCGGACUCUGUCAUGUUUGACAUAUGGUGCUGGUACUUAUUCCCAUCAGUUCCAACCUGCAGUGGAGUUCAAUAAAAAUACUGUCUUGAGAAA
Messenger RNA from Cyprinus carpio (common carp), 1237 nucleotides. Its product is annotated as ribonuclease P protein subunit p38-like. Gene Ontology annotation, molecular function: ribonuclease P RNA binding; ribonuclease P activity. The record is from RefSeq and is a predicted model, not a curated record. Lineage: Eukaryota; Metazoa; Chordata; Actinopteri; Cypriniformes; Cyprinidae. Gene Ontology annotation, biological process: tRNA 5'-leader removal. Gene Ontology annotation, cellular component: ribonuclease MRP complex; fibrillar center; nucleolar ribonuclease P complex.